UCAAGUCAGUCAGUCAGUUGAGUCAGUUUAGUAGCCACAGUUGGGUCAGUUGGUCAUUGUGCUAAGUGAACAACUGAUAAGAAUUAAUUGCAAGAUGAACAUGGACACUCAAAAUCAUUUUAUAACACUAUUUAUGAUUUCCAACUCUUUUAAUGGGUUCGGCUUCGGCCUAUUCCUAUUUGCCUUUGGCGUAGGGAGCGGAGUCGUCGUGGGUAUGGUCCAAGGCUAUGCAAUAUGCAUAGCCAUAGGUGCCGCAAUAAUGGCCCUGUCGGUGGUCGGUUGCGUCGGGGCUAUUACACAGGAUCAGAAAAAGUUGAACUCUUACGCAUGGGGGAUAGCAAUGCUGACGGCGGCUGCAAUAGUCCAUCUGCUGGUGUUGGCACCCAACGGGCGUGCCGUCGAUAUCCUUCUGAGAGCAUACUUUGUAACCAUGGUCUUCAUUAUCAGCGUAUCGAUAGUGUCAAUGCUGUUGGCGUGGACCAUGUCCUAUCGCAUCGGCCACGCCCGCGCGAUGUCUUCAUUCAUCGAGAAGAAUGCUCAGCAGAACUUGCAAGCGUAAACCAUCCAUCACAUCCAUGAUCCAUAUCUCCAACACAUACCUUUAUCUUUAUAAUACCUAUUAUAAGUUUUAAGGUGCUCUCCAUUUAUCUGUAAUACAUUACACAUCUCACACAUCAGCCGCAAAAAUCAUAUAAUAUAGCGACUAUUCCCAUACUUGCGCAGUAGCAUUUAAUUGCUUUUUUCUAUGACAGUAGGUAGUAUUUAAGGUAGAGACAGUUAAAAAUAUGUAUACUUAUAGGCUUUUAAAACUACACCGUGUUUUUUUUGUUUUCCGUUAAAUUCGACAAGUCGUUAUGUUCAUUAUCAGGAACCACCCUGUAUAUCACUUUUAGUUAAA
Messenger RNA from Leguminivora glycinivorella, 898 nucleotides. RefSeq lists its product as uncharacterized. The coding region runs from base 95 to 559 and encodes 154 amino acids. The record is from RefSeq and is a predicted model, not a curated record. The transcript has 4 exons. NCBI's taxonomy places the organism in Eukaryota, Metazoa, Arthropoda, Insecta, Lepidoptera, Tortricidae.